AGUCGCUAGUGACGAGGCUCGCGGGCUGCCCGGGCGACUCCCGUGAGCGAUCUCGUGUAUGAGCUACCUAUCGACACAGAUAAAGGAAUUCCUAUGUGAUGUUAGUAAACAAAAAGUGUAUAAAUAAAAAUCGCGGCGUGUUCCCUCUGUCAGUCUAGUUGUGAAGUUAAGCUUGCUACGAUGUCUCUUCCGGGAGUUUUCCUUUUUUCGCACUACGUAGAGAGCUUUUGGGUCGCGCCGCCUCCCCUGGUGGACUGGACAUGUAUCCCCACGUUGGUACUGGUGGUGUUGCUGGUGUUGGUGGUGGCCUCGGCGCUAGCGGCUCGAACGUUGGCAGAUGUCAGACCUGUCGAACGCUUACCCGGCCCCCUGCCAUUACCAUUUGUGGGCACACGAUGGUUGUUCUGGAGCAGAUACAAGAUGAACAAGCUACAUGAAGCUUAUGAAGACAUGUUCAGGCGUUACGGGCUGGUUUUCGCGGAGACCCACCCGGGGGGUGCCACUAUGGUGUCGAUCGCGGAGAGGGAGGCACUAGAGGCGGUGCUCAGAGCUCCAUCCAGGCGUCCCUACAGGCCUCCUACGGAAAUCGUACAGGUGUACCGGAGGAGCAGACCUGAUAGAUAUGCCUCCACUGGACUUGUCAAUGAACAAGGUGAAAAAUGGUAUCAUCUGCGGCGUCACUUAACAGCAGAACUGACGAGCCCUAGCACAAUGCAGGGCUUUCUUCCUGAACUGAACACAAUUUGUGAUGACUUCCUGGAGUUAGUGAACGCGUCUCGUCGUGCUGACGGAACCGUGCCUGGCUUCGAUCAGCUCACUAACAGGAUGGGAUUGGAAUCGGUUUGCGCCCUAAUGCUGGGUUCGAGACUUGGUUUCCUAGAGCGUUGGAUGUCGGGCCGGGCGGCCACCCUAGCAUCCGCCGUGAAGGCUCACUUCAGAGCCCAACGAGACUCCUUCUACGGAGCACCACUGUGGAAGUUUGCACCCACUACAUUAUACAGAACGUUCGCUAAGAGCGAGGAUACCAUUCAUACGAUAGUAUCGGAUCUGAUGGAGGAGGCAAAGUUAAAGACGGAAAAGAAUGCCAGCGAUGAAGCAAUGCGGGAGAUCUUUAUGAGGAUUCUGGAAAACCCCGCCCUUGACAUGAGGGACAAGAAAGCCGCAGUCAUUGACUUUAUCACAGCCGGCAUUGAGACGCUAGCAAACAGCCUCGUGUUCCUUUUAUACCUGCUGAGCGUACGACCGGAUUGGCAGCGCACCAUCCGCUCCGAACUACCUUCAUGCAGUACCUUGACUGUCGAGGAUCUUGCAGCCGCCCCCUCAGUGCGCGCUGCAAUCUCCGAAGCUUUCAGACUGUUGCCAACCGCACCUUUCUUGGCCAGGCUACUAGAAACUCCUAUGGUAAUUGCGGGACAUAAGCUGCCUGCUGGGACUUUUGUGUUAGCACACACGGGUGCUGCGUGUCGUCGCGACGAGAACUUCUGGCGCGCUCGCGAGUACCUCCCGGAGCGUUGGUUGGAGCCCAGAGCACCUCACGCCGCCGCCCUGGUCGCCCCCUUCGGGCGGGGGCGACGUAUGUGUCCCGGGAAGCGAUUCGUGGACCUCGAAUUACAUCUACUCCUGGCUAAGAUAAUGCAAAGAUGGCGCGUCGAGUUCGAUGGUGAGUUGGACAUCCAGUUCGACUUCUUGCUGUCGCCCAAGUCUCCAGUGUCGCUGCGGCUAGUCGAGUGGUAGUCGCAGAUGUAUCGUUAAGAUUUGUAAUUGUCUUUAUGCUUCAUAGAUCAUAGUUAUUAUUUGAAGGAUUGUACAAGACAAUGUUUGGCUUUUAUUCAGGGAAAUGAUACUAACUGCCGCACUCAGAGUUAUUUAAUGAUUACUUUAACUAUUCCUUAGCAACGAUUUUGUAUAGAAAACAAUUGCUAAGGACUGGGUUAAGUAACCAUUAAAUGACUCUGAGUGCGGCGGUAAACUCAAUAUUUCAUAAGGAAUAGAUAUUCAAGCAUUAUCUCAAUGUACCAAUUAAGCAACUUUCAUCUGAAUAAAGGCCAAAUACACUGGGUUUGUAUAAUUAAAGCUUUAUUAAAACUAAAGAUCGACGUACACCUUUAUAUUCGCUGUUUAUUUUAUUGUAACGACUGUGAAGAAGUCCGUCUUGUGUUGCUAUUUCAGAAGAGUGUUCGCUUCGUCUUCCAUUUGCUUAUUAAGUUCCAUCUUACUAUCAGUGAAAUAGUGAAACCUGGAUAAGUGGGAUCUUAAGGUUCAAGAUCCUAUAUUACAUUUUCCACUUUACCAAAUACCUAGCUUUUCCCUUUUACCCAGUUUCUCAAAUAGGCAGGUUAACAUGAAAGUUGGCAUAUUUACCCAAUUUAAUAUGCGGUAGUAAAAAUCACAUUCAAGUUGUCGAACCUUGAUAAACUGUCCUGCGUAUUCGAGUAACUGAGCUAAAAGGUUCUAAUUGAAGAGAUAGUAUCGAACAAAUUAAAGAAAUCAAGUCUAAUUUGCAAGAUAUUAUUUAUAAAAGUGUCAAGACCUCAUUAUAAAUCGAUAUACUUUUUACACAUCUAAGACCCACUUAUUCAGAUUUCACUACGAAGUUUCUACUUAAGUUAAUAAUAUUAUGUACCUAAGUGAAUGGUCUUCUCAAACUUGUAACUAAUUGUAACUCGGUUGCCAUGACAGCUUCGAAGCGUGCGUUACAGGGUAUUGUCGGAAUCUGCUCAAAUCGCACACUUCUUUCUAAUUUUGAAAGAACUGUUCACAAAUUAUUGUAUAAGAACGUAAUAUACGUAAUAUUUAAUCAUAACCUAGAUUAUAGCUACACAAUAUUAUAAAAAUAUGGCUGUGUUAAUAUCAAAAACAUAUUUAUAUAAAAUGUUAUAACCGCAAAUACCUCUUGUCAUAAGACUGUGUACUGCCAGCACAAGCAUUUGUCAGGAAUUUUAACGAAAUUUUAAUCUAAGUGUAAACGUAAGUCUAGCGUUAAAAGCAUUCCAUUUUAUAAUAAGUUUUUGGUAAACCAGCUUCUACAUUUAUGUUAAAAUCAUGAAUAAAUUAGAAGUGGCCAUUUCCUACGAUUAUAUUGUAAUGUAUUUUUUUUAAUAUGUUGGCGAUGGCUGUACGAGCUACAGCCGAAACAUGGAUCUUAUGCAUCCUUGUUAGCUUUUUAUUAGAAUGGAUUAUUCUAUCAUUAUUUUAUACGAAUCACAUAAACAAGGACAUUGUUAUUAAAUAUAUUAUUAUGAAAUGAAGUGAAUAUAAUAUUUUAAUUAAUAGAACAUAAUAAUGUAAAAAUGUACUACAUAAUAUAACUA
Molecule: messenger RNA, 3311 nt
Organism: Spodoptera frugiperda (fall armyworm)
Lineage: Eukaryota; Metazoa; Arthropoda; Insecta; Lepidoptera; Noctuidae
Gene: shd
Product: ecdysone 20-monooxygenase
Exons: 9
Coding region: 181-1734 (517 amino acids)
Molecular function (GO): monooxygenase activity; oxidoreductase activity, acting on paired donors, with incorporation or reduction of molecular oxygen; iron ion binding
Source: RefSeq, a predicted model, not a curated record